Molecule: messenger RNA, 942 nt
Organism: Belonocnema kinseyi
Lineage: Eukaryota; Metazoa; Arthropoda; Insecta; Hymenoptera; Cynipidae
Gene: Pfdn2
Product: prefoldin subunit 2
Exons: 3
Coding region: 50-499 (149 amino acids)
Biological process (GO): protein folding
Cellular component (GO): cytoplasm; prefoldin complex
Molecular function (GO): protein folding chaperone
Source: RefSeq, a predicted model, not a curated record
GCUGACACUUCUUUAGCAUUUGAAUGCAGAGCCUUAUACGGUUGUAGAAAUGGCAAGCGAGAAAAAAUCUUUGAAAUCGUCGCCGAAAGGUGGAAAGUCUAAUGAAGAAAUAUUCGCAGGGUUUCAGACUCUUCGAAAUGAGCAAAGAAUUAUGGCUAGCAAACUUUCCGAGAUGGAAAUGGAGUUAAAUGAACACAAGAUUGUUAUAGACACAUUGAAAAAUGUAGACCCAAAGAAAAAGUGUUAUAGAAUGAUUGGCGGCAUUCUUUGUGAACGUACAGUUGAAGAAGUGAUGCCUGCUUUAGUUACAAAUAAAGAACAGUUGACGAAAGUUAUAGAGAGCUUAAACGAGCAGUUAACAAAAAAAGGAGUCGAGAUUAACGAUUACAAAGAGAAACACAAUAUUAGAAUUCGAGGUCAAGACGAAAUACCACAACACGAUGAAGAUUCGAAGGAAGCGAAAAGAAAUGCAAUAGUCGUAAACCCUAUCGAAGUUUAAAGCAUACUCAUUUGUGCAUCGUGUAAGUUGAAAUCCACGUGUGAUAGUAAUUUUUGUUUAUCAUCGUCUGCCGCAUUUAUUUAUCGAAUUUCCUAACCAUUUAUUGUAAAAUGUAUCAACUGUACUUAGAAUUAUUUUGAGAAUCUCCAAAAGCGAUUCAAAAGCACGCAAUAGAAUAAGGUAGAUCAGUUACUGUUUCAUGUAGGAUGGUAAAUAUCUUUUUCUGAACUAGAAUCGACGAAAAUAUUUCAUUUAUUUUUUGGUUGUUAAGUUUGUUCCUGCGGGCAAACAAUUUUCUUUAACUAUAUUUAAAAGCAGCGUAAUUAGAAAAAAUAGAAUUAUUAAUUGUUCACUAAAAAUUAAUACGGCUCAAAUAAUAUCCUUGAGAUUGUAGUAAAGACAAUUAUCAAAGUAAAUUUUAUAAACAUUGUUUAAUACUCAAA